CUUCUGAAUGAGAUCUACACAGAGCUCUACAUCACAGAGGGAGGGUCUUCAGAGGUCAACCAGGAACAUGAGGUCAGACACAUGGAAACAGCCUCCAGGAACCAGGCCCAGCAGAGACAGCCAUCACAUGUGAAGACAUGUUUAAAGGCCCAGCUCACACACAUGGAGCCAUCAGAACAGUGCUGACAAAGGGAGUGGCUGGCAUCGGGAAAACAGUGCUCACUCAGAAGUUCAGUCUGGACUGGGCUAAAGGUGAAGCCAACCAGGACAUACAGCUGCUGUUCCCGUUCACUUUCAGAGCACUCAAUGUACUGAAGGAGAGAAGCUUCAGCUUGGUGACACUUGUCCAUCACUUCUUUAGUCAAACACGAGCAGAACUCUGCAGCUUUGAACACCUCCAGGUGCUCUUCAUCUUUGACGGUCUGGACGAGUGCAGACCUCCUCUGGACUUCACCAAAACCGAGGCCCUGAGCGACCCCACAGAGUCCGCCUCAGUGCACGUGCUGCUGGUGAACCUCAUCAGGGGAGCCUGCUUCCCUCCGCUCGCCUCUGAAUAA
Messenger RNA from Boleophthalmus pectinirostris (great blue-spotted mudskipper), 557 nucleotides. RefSeq names its product protein NLRC3-like. NCBI's taxonomy places the organism in Eukaryota, Metazoa, Chordata, Actinopteri, Gobiiformes, Gobiidae. The coding region runs from base 138 to 557 and encodes 139 amino acids. The record is from RefSeq and is a predicted model, not a curated record. The transcript has a single exon.